Prunus armeniaca (apricot) is the source of this 234-nucleotide messenger RNA. Lineage: Eukaryota; Viridiplantae; Streptophyta; Magnoliopsida; Rosales; Rosaceae. The record is from the annotation of a GenBank genome assembly.
AUGAGGACCGUGAGGAAAGGCGCUUUGCUACUCACUCUCGAAGAGCCGAUUCUUGUUGACAAGCUACAGAAAAUCCUUCACAAGUGCAAUCCACCAACAUGCCACCUAGGCAGUGCAGCCGAGAAAGUCGACCCUUGCAAAUCAACGAGGAAGUCAAUCAUCAUCGCUCAAAUCGCGAAGGUCGCCAAAGUGAUCGAACAUCAAUGUGUGCGGAAGACGUUGAGAAGCUUGUGA